CGACCUGCGCGGGGCUAGGCGGGCGGCGAGCCAGGGCCGCGGGGGCGGCGGCCACGCUCCGGCCGGGCUCGCUGCUGCCCUCGGCCCCGCGCCCGGGCCCCGCGCCGCCAUGGGCAAGAAGCACAAGAAGCACAAGACCGAGUGGCGCUCGUCCUACGAGGAUUACACAGACAAGCCUCUGGAGAAGCCCCUGAAGCUGGUUCUCAAAGUCGGAGGAAGUGAAGUGACUGAGCUCUCGGGGUCUGGGCACGAUUCCAGUUAUUAUGAUGACAGGUCGGACCACGAGCGAGAGCGGCACAAAGAGAAGAAGAAGAAGAAGAAAAAGAAAUCAGAGAAGGAGAAGCACCUGGACGACGAAGAAAGAAGGAAAAGAAAGGAAGAGAAGAAGCGGAAGCGGGAAAAGGAGCAUGGCGACACGGAGGGAGAGACCGAUGACUUUGAUCCUGGGAAGAAGGUGGAGGUGGAGCCGCCCCCCGAUAGGCCUGUUCGAGCGUGCCGAACACAGCCAGCUGAGAAUGAGAGCACGCCUAUUCAGCAACUAUUAGAGCAUUUUCUUCGCCAGCUCCAGAGAAAAGAUCCUCAUGGGUUUUUUGCUUUUCCUGUCACGGAUGCAAUUGCUCCAGGAUACUCAAUGAUAAUAAAACAUCCCAUGGAUUUUGGCACAAUGAAAGACAAGAUUGUAGCCAACGAAUACAAGUCAGUCACGGAAUUUAAGGCAGAUUUUAAACUGAUGUGUGAUAACGCCAUGACCUACAACAGACCAGACACUGUGUAUUACAAGUUAGCCAAGAAGAUCCUUCAUGCAGGCUUUAAGAUGAUGAGCAAAGCAGCUCUUCUGGGCAAUGAAGAUACAGCUGUCGAGGAACCUGUCCCCGAAGUGGCACCUGUACAAGUAGAAACUGCCAAGAAAUCCAAAAGGCCGAGUAGAGAAGUUAUCAGCUGCAUGUUUGAGCCGGAAGGAAAUGCUUGCAGCCUGACUGACAGCACGGCGGAGGAGCACGUGCUGGCCUUGGUGGAGCACGCAGCUGACGAGGCUCGGGACAGGAUCAACCGGCUCCUCCCAGGGGCAAGGUAGCGUCAGGAGAUGGGUUAUCUGAGGAAGAAUGGGGACGGCAGCCUCCUCUACAGUGUGGUCAACACGGCUGAGCCGGACGCUGAUGAGGAGGAGACCCACCCAGUGGACCUAAGCUCGCUCUCCAGCAAGCUGCUGCCCGGCUUCACCACGCUGGGCUUCAAAGACGAGAGAAGGGGCAAAGUGACAUUUCUCUCCAGUGCCACUACUGCACUUUCCAUGCACAACAAUUCAGUAUUUGGCGACUUGAAAUCGGACGAAACGGAACUGCUUUAUUCUGCCUACGGGGAUGAGACGGGUGUGCAGUGCGCGCUGAGCCUGCAGGAAUUUGUGAAGGAUGCUGGGAGCUAUAGCAAGAAAAUGGUGGAUGACCUCCUGGACCAGAUCACUGGUGGGGACCACUCACGAAUGCUCUUCCAGCUGAGGCAGAGGAGAAAUGUUCCAGUGAAGCCUCCAGACGAAGUGAAGGCUGGGGACUCGCUGGGCGACGGCAGCUCCGUUCUGGACUUCAUGGCGAUGAAGUCCUACUCUGACGCCUCUCUGGACAUCUCCAUGCUUGGCUCUCUGGGGAAAGUGAAGAAGGAGCUGGAUGCUGACGACGGCCACCUGAACUUGGAUGAGACAGCAAAGCUCCUGCAGGACCUGCACGAGGCACAGGCAGAGCGUGGGGGCUCCCGGCCAUCCUCCAACCUCAGCUCCCUGUCCAACACCUCCCCCUCUGACAGGGACCAGCACCACCUGGGAAGCCCUUCUCGCCUCAGUGUUGGGGAGCAGCCAGAGGUGACCCAUGACCCGUACGAGUUUCUGCAGUCUCCGGAACCUGCAGCCUCUACGAAGAGCUAGCCUUGUAGAUAGUCUUCCAUUAUUUUUUAAUUUUUUUUAUUUGCAUGUACAGAGUUUUUGUCCUGAGACAAAGACUUCCAUUUUGUCCCCUUUGGCUCGCGGGAAGCAGCCCUGGGGAGGUGGUGAGUUGUCUCUAGUACCAUGUCGGCUACGCACGGAUCCAGUGUUUGUGUGCAUAGCCCCAGCCCAUGAACUCUGAAGAGUGGGCAGCACACAGAAGGGUGUGCAGCCACAUGGGGUUGAGCCGGUGUCCGUGUCUGAGCUUUGAGCAGAAUGUAAAGCCUGUCCGUGCGCUGGCCUGUGCUCCCUGGGAUGCGGACCUGCCCACAGCGGGACUCCUACGUGCUCUCUGCCCUGCCCACCCCCUGCGCCCCCGCGUCUCCGAGGCAGGUCCUGGGGGCCCGCACCUUCCCGGCCUGGGACUGGCCCUGUGCUCCUCCUCCUGUGCCGGGCGAGGCCUGCCUUCUGCUGGAAGACCACACUGCCUCCUGGUCACGGCCACGUGCUGUGUCCAUAGACCUUUUUUAUUCUGGAUGUGUUUACUGGAUGCCUGUUUACAUUUACAAAACAGAGAUCUCAAUAAAAUACAGAGUGAUUGCGUAUAAUUA
Nyctereutes procyonoides (raccoon dog) is the source of this 2523-nucleotide messenger RNA. RefSeq names its product bromodomain containing 9 (gene BRD9). Gene Ontology annotation, biological process: regulation of transcription by RNA polymerase II. NCBI's taxonomy places the organism in Eukaryota, Metazoa, Chordata, Mammalia, Carnivora, Canidae. The transcript is spliced from 16 exons. The record is from RefSeq and is a predicted model, not a curated record. Gene Ontology annotation, cellular component: nucleus.